AUGGGCUCUGUUCAUGCGAUGAGUAGUGCUGAGUUUCCGUUCUUAUCACUACAUCUUUUAAGCCACUCAUUCUCGGGAAUCUUCUUCACACAUCGAUUCGACUUCGGGAACCUCUUGUCGGGAGAACACUCCACCACAAACAGUUGGAUACAAAAAAACGCCGUGUUGGUGUUAAGACGGUGGGCGGAGUGGUUCACCGGGCCACAUGGACUUUAUAUAAUCAGUUUCUUCAUCUUGGGCCUCCUUAUCUACGACGCACUCCGACCACGUCCCUUGGAUGGUAUUCCAACGUCAGGUCGCUACUGUUGGGCUCUUGGCGAUAGUGGUGCGCUCUAUCGCCACAUGAAGAUCAAUAAAACGCGAACAACCUUCUUCACCGAUCAAGCCAACCGUGUCGGCCCCUUGAGCCAAGUAAUGCUUGGACCAGCUGGGAGUUGGUUUGGGAGACUGACAGGUUUGGGCUCUCAUAUCAUUGUCCUCGCCGAUGGGCGGCAGCUCAUUGAAGUAUGUGGCAAGAGGUCGCGAGAGUUUCCUGACCCUGGCUUGACUCUGGACAUCUACAAGGGCAUCAUUCCGAACGGGCAACUAGCUCUGCCAACCGGUCCAGCAUUCAAGCACCAUCGCCGAGCCAUAGCGCAUUCAAUGUCAUCUUCCCACUUAUCACAAGUGACGCCAAAAAUCACCAACUCCGUCAUUGAGCUCAUUCAACUAUGGAAAAAACGAAGCCAAAUUCUCGAUGAAAGUGGGGAAAAGUACUUUAAAGCAGCUCAAGAUCUGAGAUUGAGUACAAUGGAUACCAUCUCAGACAUCAUCUUUGGCAAACCUUUUGGUGUGAUGAGUGCGAGACUUUCUCACCUCGACAAUUCUAAUGGCGCCUUAUCUGCGGAUGCCAGACCUCAGUUUCCAACUCUCGCGCGUGCCUUGAAUGUAAUUAUUGCGCAGGUUGCUGGCUGUUAUCUUGCACCAUCAAAGCCACUUUUUUGGUUUAUUCAGCGACUCUUCAACAGGGAAUGGCGUCAAGCCAAGUCUACGGUCUUUGACUAUUUGAAGAACGAAGUUGAACGAGAACGUGUAACUCUCUUGGAGGAGCAAAGUUUUGGAGGCGUCGAUUCUAAGGACCCAGACAACGUUGACAGUAUACUUUCGUUGCUGGUCAGAGAUGAACAGCUGUCUAAGUUGAGGGGCGAGAAACCGCUCAGCACAGAUGAGAUCACUCAGGAGCUCUUAGUUUAUUGGGUUGCUGGUCAUGGUACAAUGGCCUGCACUUUGGCGUGGGCAGUAAAACUGCUAUCAAACAAUCCAGAGGUCCAAUACAAACUUCGGGAACAACUACUCAACACGCUCCCGAGCUUGAAUGAACGUCCCCCCACCUUCGCCGACUUGAAAGUGUGCAGCUCGGAUCUCGGCUACCUUGAUGCGACUUGCUUUGAGAUCCUUCGAUGCGGAAAAGUGCUAGGGGAGGUGUCGCGAACUAGCCGAGUGGAUACAGUGGUGAUGGGGCAUGUCAUUCCCAAAGAUACUGUCGUAAUGAUGCCCCAUAGUCGCUUAGGCGGUGCGCAGAACUGUGAAUCCGAAUUUCGACCGGAGCGCUGGAUAGAUUGUGAUGGGAAAUUUGAUGCACAACUUCCUGGUCCUCUACAUGUCUUUGGACACGGGCAACGGGGCUGCUUUGGAAAAAAUCUUGCGGUUUUGGAGUUGAAAUUAUAUAUCGCGAUGCUUUGCAUGGAGUUAUUCUUUGAUCGAGUGCCGGACGAAGUUAAUUCUAUGGACGCCGUAGAGCUGGUGGCCAAUCACCCGCAAACCUGCGUUAUCCGCCCGAUACCUUGGGCCAAGAUCAACGACGACUUAUAA
Messenger RNA from Puccinia triticina, 1851 nucleotides. RefSeq lists its product as uncharacterized. The transcript is spliced from 8 exons. Gene Ontology annotation, molecular function: monooxygenase activity; iron ion binding; oxidoreductase activity, acting on paired donors, with incorporation or reduction of molecular oxygen. Bases 1 to 1851 code for a protein of 616 amino acids. Lineage: Eukaryota; Fungi; Basidiomycota; Pucciniomycetes; Pucciniales; Pucciniaceae. The record is from RefSeq and is a predicted model, not a curated record.